GUUAUCAAUCUCAAAUUCGAAACCCAUUUGAGCGAAGUGAAAAUUGAGAGAGGGUAACCGCCGGAAAAAUAAAAUAAUGGGUGUCACGGCGGAGAGAGCGGCGGCGGCGGCGGUGGUGAUGGCGAUGCUGCAGCAGGUGGCGAUGGCGGCGGUUUAUAAGGUGGGAGACGCCGCCGGCUGGACCAUCGCCGGCGGCGUCGAUUAUAAGCAGUGGGCCGCCACCAAGACUUUCGAGCCCGGCGACGUAAUCGUAUUCGAGUACAACGCCCAAUUUCACAACGUAAUGAGGGUGACGCAUAGCAUGUACAAAUCAUGCAAUGUCUCUAAGCCUUUAGAGACUCACUCCUCCGGCAACGACUCCAUAACCAUCAAAUCCAGAGGCCACCACUUCUUCCUCUGCGGCGUCCCGGGCCACUGCCAGGCUGGUCAGAAGCUCGACAUCAACGUCCUCCGCCUCUCCUCCCCCGCCGCAGCCCCCACUACCCCCUCCGCCUUGGCCUCUCCCUCCGUUCCUCUCGCCCGCACUCCCUCCGCCCCGUCCCCCAGCGCCAGCACCACCACUGCCUCUCAUCUGCAUCCCCUCAUCACUGCCUUGCUUUUUGCCUUCUGUGUUGCAGCUCUUGCUUAGACUAGAGGACCCUUGUUUUUUUUUUUUUUUUUUGCUUGUGGGUACAGACUACAGAGCCAAUUUUACUUGGCAGCUUCUUUUUG
Molecule: messenger RNA, 711 nt
Organism: Momordica charantia (bitter melon)
Lineage: Eukaryota; Viridiplantae; Streptophyta; Magnoliopsida; Cucurbitales; Cucurbitaceae
Product: mavicyanin
Cellular component (GO): plasma membrane
Molecular function (GO): electron transfer activity
Source: RefSeq, a predicted model, not a curated record